GAACGUUCCAAGAACUGAUUUGUUAUGAAUAAACAAUCAAAUUGAAUAAUAAAGACGUUAAUGAAAUCACGAGUUUUUGUGAGAAAUAUUAGAUUGAGCUUUGGAACCUCUCUCACAGUGGAACGCCUGGCAAGUUCUUCAAUUUCACUUUCUUCAAAGAUGUCUGCUCUAACUAGUCUUGCAGAAAUGGCAGCUGAAAUAGUUGUUCUUGACUAUCGCCUCCUUUCGGGAAACUUGAAUUGUCUACCGAGAACAAUCCUAGAAACACUAGUCACGGCUUCAAUCAGAAAUCAGAAGAUUUUGACGUUACACUUACUGGUUAGUGAGUGGCCAUUUAAACACCUUGUCUUGCAAGACUGUCAAGGGUUUGGAGAAAUGUAUGCGGUGUUGUUCGCGUUCAUCUUACAAAAAUCCGAUAAUAAACUUGAAGUUGUCGACAUGAGGGGCUGCAGAACUGGAAUUGCAGGAACUACAGCAUUUUGUAAGCUAGCCCUUGGUCUACCUGUGUCUCAGAAUGACGUGUCAGAUAUGUCAGUCAUAGAUUGCCGCCCAUUGACUGAAACAGACAAGCAUGUUGAAUAUCUGAAAGUCAAAGUACCACCACUGACCGUGAUAAUGGAUUGCUAUGUCAACCCUGAAAAUUUUGAACUUGUUAAGCAGGGAUUGGUCAAACAUACCAUCUUAAAUAUCAAAAUAUGCAGCCUUUGUAUGGUGGAAUUAGGAAGAAGAAAAGUUCGUUCCUUGGCUUCUCUAUUAGAGUGUGAUAUCAUUACUUGCCUUGAUGUGAGCAUGAAUUCACUUGAAAACGAAGGAAUAACGUCCUUAUCAAGUUAUCUAAAAACCUUCAGAAACUUAACAGAACUCAAUCUGGGCUACAAUCGUCUGAAGCAUGACAAUACAUCUGGCAUCACUGCAUUAGCAGAUGCAAUCAAACACUUAUCAUCACUCAAGAAACUAACUUUAACAGAAAAUAUACUCGGUAGUGAGAUAUGUACAAUAUUAAGGAAUAUUGCAUCAUUUCUCACGCACCUGGUCUUAAAUGGGUGUGGUACAAGGAGUGAUGAAUUAAAUGAAAUGUGCAAUAUGCAACCCCUUCAUCACUUGGAACAUUUGGAGCUGUCAACAAAUGCACUAGUCAAUUGUAUGAAACCCAUGUCCAAGUUUGUUUGCAAGUCUUCAAAAACUUUAAAACAUCUUUCUAUUGAGGACAAUAUGUUUGUAUCUUCAAGUGUUGCUGAUUUACGUAAGAUGGCCAAGAAGCUAGAAAAGUUGGAGACCUUGUCAAUCUGUUACAACCAUUUGAUCCCUGAUGAUGUUAUGAUCAUACAGAACGUAUUGGCAAAUGUUAAGGUUAUCAACAGGGAUUGGCUUUUCUAAAAGUUAUUAUGCUGUGAUCAUAAGUACAGUCAGAUGUGGGUAGAGUUGCUGGAUGGUACUCUUCUGCAUGUUUUUCUCUACAGAUUCUCCAAUUUUCCUCCCUCCACAAAAAAAGCCCCAGCUUGAUUGCAAAUUUGAUCAUGGAUUAAGUGGUGCAGAAGUCAAGGAUGAUUUUUAUCAUAAUACUCAAUACUAUAAAUUAUGAUUACUCCAGAAAAGAUCUGAUUUUUACAGUAGAUUUAUUGAUUAAGUAAUACUUGAUAAAUGGGGUCAAUGUAACAUACACAAAUCGUAAUGUAAAGAAGAGAAUUUAUUUUUAUUCUGAAGAAAAUAAAACCAUUUAAUGUUUA
Molecule: messenger RNA, 1727 nt
Organism: Actinia tenebrosa (Australian red waratah sea anemone)
Lineage: Eukaryota; Metazoa; Cnidaria; Anthozoa; Actiniaria; Actiniidae
Cellular component (GO): cytoplasm
Source: RefSeq, a predicted model, not a curated record